AUGGGGGAUGAUGCAAGUCUAAUUGAUAGCCUGCUCAGCCGCUUGUCCACAGUGUUCAAAAUUCGGGAUCUUGGAACUCCAAGUUUCUUUCUUGGCAUCGAGACACUACACACUGACACUGGAUUGAUGCUCUCACAGCGCCGAUAUAUGGGUGAUCUCUUGACUAGGGCUGGAAUGUCUGACUGCAAGCCUUUGGCCACACCAGCUGCUAUCAGUCAACCAGUUACAGCGUCCGCGGAACCGCAUGAUAAUCCGACACAGUAUCGUCGUCUAGUAGGGGCCCUACAGUAUCUCACCAUUACACGGCCAGAUCUGUCCUAUGCUGUGAACCGGUUGUGUCAGUUUAUGCAUUCACCGACUACUGAUCACUGGGCUCUACUUAAAAGGGUCUUGCGGUAUAUCAAGGGCACACUUGACUAUGGUCUACGGCUUCAAGCGUCACCUUCUACCGAGAUACAUGCUUUUUCAGACUCUGAUUGGGCCGGAUGUCAAGUCGACCGAAAAAGUACUAGUGGGUAUGCUGUCUACCUUGGAUCCAAUCUCAUUUCUUGGCUUUCCAGGAAGCAACGCACUAUGGCCCGCUCCUCUACCGAAGCCGAGUACAAGGCGUUAUGUUGGUCCCAAAAGAGGUAA
This is a messenger RNA of Ipomoea nil (Japanese morning glory), 633 nucleotides long. RefSeq lists its product as uncharacterized. The transcript has a single exon. The record is from RefSeq and is a predicted model, not a curated record. NCBI's taxonomy places the organism in Eukaryota, Viridiplantae, Streptophyta, Magnoliopsida, Solanales, Convolvulaceae. The coding region runs from base 1 to 633 and encodes 210 amino acids.